CAUGGGAAGCAGAAUUAUAUGUAAUUUUAAUUAUUAUUUAAAUUUGUAUAGUGCUUUUCCAUGUAAAUAUAUGGAACAUUAUAGAAGGAGCUCAAAGCUCCCGCUACCUGGAACACUUGUGCAUUAGUUAUGUAGCUGCUAUUUUUGUAGCCCCAGUACUUGGUGGCUGGAACAAAGUUUCUUCCUCAAACCAGUAUCGGUCACACAAUGCAAUGAGUUCUUUUCCAAAAAUGCUAACACAGGCUUCCUUUGCCCCUCGACUUCUCGCUCAUUACGGGUGCCUUCGUCCGAAAGGGACCAGCAUAGAACUUUCAAAUGUAUUCCAACUGAAUGAGGACGUUGGUUUAUACAGUUCUCGUGGUGUUUCUGAAGGAUUUUUGGCUAAAACGUCAUUUAAAUUCGAGCCCCGCUCACUUUCUGCGAAGGUAAUCCCCAUCUCAUACGAAGCGCGCCUUUGCUGCGUCAAAGGCCGUUCACCUAAUUAUAUCCCCGCCCUUCUCCCCCACCUGCACCCUUCCAAAAGCCCCCAAACCAGCUUUCGUCUAACCAACAAAAAAGAGGAGGGAUCUGCUCUACAAGGUUUUAUCUCUACGAGCUCAAAGGGUCUUGCGCAUGCUCCGCGCGGGGGCGAUCUCGCUUGUUGUUGCCCAUGUCACGAUCACGUGGUGGGGGCCGGCGUUGGGCAAGCGGCGGCAGCGGAAACGUCUCACGGCAGUUGGAACCUCACGCUCGCCCCGGACUCGCCAUGAAGGCGGCGCGCGCUCUGCUUGUAGCCGUAGCAACGCUGGGAGCGGCGCCUUUCUGCACAGGGUUGUCAUGUUUGGAACCGCCUCAGAACGUUACAGUUUUCAUUGUUGAUACGAAUAUCACUCUGAAAUGGCUCUGGAAUAAUCCAUGUGGCCUCAAUGGGACCUUUUCAGCUCAGUACCAAAGAGAAUCAGACAGUGAAGAGGGCAAUGCUGAAAGCUGGUCACUUAUUCCUGAGUGUCAGGCUGUAAGAAUCACAGAAUGUGACCUUUCAUCAGCAAUAACAGACUAUUUGCAGCUUUAUAAUGUGAGCAUAAGAGCAGACACAGGAGAAGAGCACUCUUCCUGGGCUUAUUUCGUAUUUUCUCCUUAUACAGAAGCCCAAGUCGGUCCCCCAAGAGUUCAGUUAGAAUCAAUAUAUGGAGGAGAUGUGAAAAUCAUCAUUUUCAGUCCGGAAGCAAACCAGCAAAGAAAAAUGUGGGACUUGUCUCUAAGCUACAAGCUAACUAUCUGGAAAAACUCAUCCUAUCAGGAAAAUAUCCAGGAUAUUUUUCCAGGACAAACCAUUCAUGACCUUGAGCCAGAGACUGCUUACUGUAUGAAGGUUAAAGUACAUAUGGUUCAUCACGAUGCUUUCAAUAGUCCAGACACCUGUAUACAGACACCAAAAGCUUGGGCUGGUCUGCCUCGUCCUGAAAAGCUUCAGGUUGACGCACUGAAUACAAACUUCGUUUUGCAUUGGGAUAACAUGUAUGAUGGAAAUGUGAGCUUCAUUGUACAGUUCCUAAAAGGUUUUGAAGCACAGGCGUCUCAUGAUAUCUCAAAAAACUGGCGUAGUGUAUCUGGAUGUGAACACAUUACAACCAAAUACUGUGAUUUAUCACGUUCCGUCGACUUCAUUGGAAUUUACUACUUCCAAGUACAGGCUGUGAAUAGCCAUAGUAAAUCACCUUGGUCUAAAAUGCUAAAAUUUGAGCCUAUAGAAGACACUAAGCUGGGCCCACCAAGUGUCAAGAUUAAUGCCAGUGAAAAUUCCCUUAACAUUUUCAUUGCUGCUCCGGGAGAAUCUGAAAAAAAUCCAAUGAGUAAACACUAUAAGAAGUUGAUUUACCAAGGUUGGUACUGGGCAGACUCUUUACCACAAGACAAGAAGAAACUGGAAAAUAAAUCUUCACAAUUUAUAAUCCCAGACUUGAGCUCUUCUACUUUAUACUGCCUAAAAGUACAAGCAUUUGCUCCAGCAUAUAAUAAAAGUAGUGAGUUUAGCAGUGAGACAUGCACUAAAACUGCCAAAGGAAAAUCUUUAUAUCCAGUCAUUUUUAAAGUCUUUGGAAUUACUCUUGUUUCAAUAGCGGUCUUAGUUGGUGUUAUAUAUUAUAUAUGCAAGCAGAUCAAAUAUGCAUUCUUUCCAUCAUGCCAUCCUCCAUUGAUCAUAGAGAACAUUGAAGGAAAAGAUUUGCGCAGUUCCUACUUGCUAACUUCAGAAGAGCCAACAGAAAACUGUGUUGUCAUAGCUGACAGUAACAUUCUAAAUGAAGUUGAUCUGACCGACUUUAAAGACCAGAAAGAGUUGGAAGAGAUCAGCCAAGACUCAGGAAACUAUUCCAAUGAUGAUGGUAUCUCUAGGACUAAAGACUCCCAUUUAAUCCAAGAACAGGAAGCAGAAUAACUCUGUAAAAUAAUGGGUAGAAGCCAUUAUUAUGGGUAGAUGAGGGGGUGCAUAAAUAGCAACUUGCAAUUUAUGCACCUUGCUGUUAGCUUCCAAGAAAGACUUUGUGCCAAGACAUGACUUUACAACUGGUUCUUCUUGCACCAUAGAUUUUGAGUUUUGCGUAUUGCUAUUGGCACAAAGGCUCAGGUGUGGAGAACACUUGAUUUCACUACCAAAAUGUUGACUUCAUUUUGACAGGAAGCUGGUGCUUAAAUGGAAGUUUACAAACAUGUAAUAUAUGUCUCUGUGUGUGUGUAUGUUAAAUACAAAAAAACACCCUAAGACAAUCCUAAAGCUAGACUUCACCACUGUGGAUGCUGUGUUGGUUGAUAAAGUAUAAAUAUCUGUGAGGAUUACAGAUCAGCUAUAGGCUACAGUGGAGUAACACAGACUAAAGCAGUUUCCAAAUGUACUGACAGGAUGGCCUCUCCAGCUUUUCACGGGGAAAUUUUUUUUGCUAUAACCAAACACAUGCAAAUAUUGUUAGUGCUUUCCUUACCAUGUUGAUGACUUUAGGUGACUGACAGAGCAGUCUUAACACAAUGCCUUCUCUGUGUUGUAUUUCAUUGUUUAUGUGACCUUAUUCAAGAUCACAUACUGUAUGGUUUAGCCAGUAUUAGUUUAUACCAAGUAUUCAUAACAGAUAAAGGGUUUCAGCCACGUGGAUACUUUGGAGAGUAAGUGUAAAAUGUCUUUCUCUCAAUGGCGGUCGCACUUACUAUAUUCCUUCAGAAUUUAGACAUUUGCCACCUACAUUUUUUGUUUGGCGUAUGUUAAAAACAUGUUGCCUGACCAUUAGUGCAUUUCAGUUUUAAUGCAAAUAAAGCAAACUCCUUUUAAGAAAGGUUUUUAAGAAAAAAAAGAAAAAGUCUUACUUACAAUUUAGUUGUAAUAAAAAGUACAAAAAAUCUUAGAAACUAAGUCUCGGAGAAUCAAAAAAGUCAAAUGGUAAUUAGGGGAUCACCAAUAAUUACUUGAUUUGGGGCAAGGAAAUCACUAGCCAGCUCUCAAAAAGAUAAGACUUUUUUUUUUAGAAAGAGCAGAGACAUCCCUAAUUAAAUUACUUUCUGGGAACUAGUGUAGUUUACUGUGAUUUCUUCAUUUUGUCCUUGCCAACCAGGGAAACAAACUGCAACUACUGACCAGGCCUUCAGUAUUUUUCAGAACAUAUUUAACUUUCUAAUGUGUUUCCUUUUUAUAGGAUGAUGAAAAUUAAUAUAUACUUGGGGGGGAAAUGGGAACACAACAUUUGUGUACAAGAUGGAUUUAAUCUGAUAACUACUAAUCUCACUAGCAUCCUCCAAUAGCAAUGUAAGAAAUGAAAGCACUUUCACUCGCAUUAAGAGUGUGCCCAAAUUUAGUUUGUCUGUAUAAGUGUCUAGCAAGCUAAUGCUUAUGAGAACGUGUGACUGCAAUUAUAGCAAUCCAUUGCUACUGUUAUUUCAAUUAGUUUGUGCAGUUCAGUUUCACAAUUCAUUAUCCUGUUUAGAAGUGUCCAAAUGGUAGCAAAGUGUUGUUUAUUCAGUGUUAACACCAGUGUACUUAGCCCCAUCAGUGAAUACCUGUUUUUGCUGAAAUGUGGGUUCCUAAGGCACAGUUAUACAGGUGUCAUCUGGCUGAUCUUCUGAGUAGGUGGCUAGUUGAUGUGGGAAGUAGAGAAAAUGUUUACAAAGCACAAUCUCCAUUUACCAGUAAAGCGGGACAAAAUGGGGUCCGCACAAUGCUUAGGUGCAGGCCCUCAUUUAGCUUUAUGUUUGAUUUUGUUUGGGGAUGUGUGUACAAGCAGCAUUGCAACAGGUCACCUACCCCAGCAUAUUAUCACCCAACUGCCUUGGUAAAAACAAACAAACAAAAAUGCCUUUGUGUAAAUAGUUUGGUUUUUUAAGUAAGUGUGUAUGAUUAUUUUAUUGCAGUAUUUACUUAAUGGAAACUAAAUUAGAUGACCUUGGAAGGUCAGAGUGCAAGUGUGUGCGUGUGUGUGUGUGUGAGAGAGAGAGAGAGAGAGAGAAUUUGGCACGCUGCACCAUCUGUUUUCAGGUAGAUGCCUCCUUUCCACAUAUUAUUUGGUUUAAUGUGGAGACAGGCUUGAUAUGUUUUCUAGAAUGUAUGAAGGGCUGGGGAAGCAAAUAUAUGCUUACAUAUGUUUUUAUGUGAAAUUGUGUUCUGAGUAUGGGUGUCAGGUAAUUCCAACAGAAGCGGGAGUGGAAAUUGCCAGUUUGCUUUUUUGUCCCCUGUCCAGAACAGAAAUCAAUCCAGCAAUCAGUGUUUGCUGUUGUUACUGUUUCAGUCCACAAAUAAUAUAUACUUGAUUACCGUUUUUCCCAUUUGCAUAGCAUUUCCUUUACAGUGAACUGAAUAGUGUGGAAUAACAUAAUAAGAUCAGAAUUAUGUAAAAUUGCACCAGAGCAGACAGCAAAACAAGUAACAGCGGAAUGAAUGUAUGAAUCUUUAUUUGCAUCAGCCACCAGCCAUAGGAAUAAAACAAACGAAAUGCAGGGUACAUAGGAUAAAGGUAAAAAAAUCAGUUAUAUUAACAUUUUGGGGGGAUUUGUUUCAAUAGUCAAAUAGUGGAUCUUAUUCUAAUUGAACCUUGCAAGAAGGGACGCGGGUGGUGCUGUGAUCUGAGCCACAGAGCCUAGGGCUUGCCAAUUAGAAGGUUGGCAGUUCGAAUCCCAGUGACGGGGUGAGCUCCCGUUGCUCUGUCCCAGCUCCUGCCAACCUAGCAGUUCAAAAGCACGUCAAAGUGCAAGUAGAUAAACAGGUACCACUCCCGUGGGAAGGUAAAGGGCGUUUCUGUGCGCUGCUCUGGUUCGCCAGAAGCGGCUUUGUCAUGCUGGCCACAUGACCUGGAAGCUGUCUGCAGACAAACGCCGGCUCCCUCGGCCUAUAGAGCUGUCUGCGGACAAACGACGGCUCCCUCAACCAGUAAAGCGAGAUGAGCACCGCAACCCCAGAGUCGUCCAUGACUGGACCUAAUGGUCAGGGGUACCUUACCUUUACUUUAAGAACCUUGCAACCUUUGCUGUCACUUGCUCCUCUUGGUCUGCUAAGAGAAAGGACACUGUGGCAGUGGUUGGGAGACCCGGAAUGGAUAAUAAUAGAGGGGUGAUAACCUCACUCCUCAAAUCAAGUAACAGCAGAAGCCUAACUGCAGCACUGCAUGUGAUGAACAAGUUCUGAAGGGAACAUUCUGAAAUGUUACUGUCAAAAGUAAGGAUGUAAGGAGUCAGUCAUUUCCAUCCUGUCUUCAGUUCAUUGAAAUCAAUGCUUUUCCCAUUCUGCUACAUUUCAGCUUUUGCUAAAACCUAUCUUCAUCUCGCUAACCACUAUGGCCUAAACUAAUGUAAUUAAUUAGGUAAUUGAUUAUGUAAUCAAUUUCAGUGGAAGGAAAAGGUCAAAAACAAUUCAGAAAAUAACAUAUUUACAUAAUGUUUGCAGAUUAAGAAAAGAACAAUAGCAAAUAUAACUCAUAUUCACAUUUCUGUUACUGACCAAAACUGUGCAACUUGCAGCAAUUUCUGCUUCCACUUCCGUUUCUGUUGAAAUCCUCAGACAACUCUAGUGUAAAGGGCUCACUUGUGUUCUGGCAUGUAUGUCAACAGGAUCUUACUUCUGUUGUGUUACUAGGGUUGCACUAUCAACCAAGAAACUAUAAUGCCUAAACCAAGUUUCCCAUGCUUAAUUUAAUCCUAAAGAUGCUGAUAUAUAGUGCCUUUUAAAGUUAUUUAGCCUAAUACAGUAUUAGAUAAAAAAUCAUGAGAACUUCAUCUGAAAAAGUGUGAAGUCCUUCAAUCCUGAUUUGUAUGGUACUCUAGUCUUUGUUUAAUCUACUCCAUCAUAGCACAAAAUAUUUAUUCAUACUUCCUCAUAUUGAACUCAAAAGGACUUGAGUCUGAGAAGGCAUUUGUAACGCUGUGCUGUAUUCCCCCCCCCCCCUUUACUUGUUGGGUUUGUAGUUAUCUCGGAACUUAAAACAGGGAAUACAUCAGAUUUUAAACCAACUUGCUGUAAUAACGAAACCCACAUGAUGCAUGACUCAUACUCUCACCUAUCCAUAGAUGCUGUUAUGACAAGCAGCAAUCAAUGUUAUUCCUCUGCACACAUAACUGAUUGUUUUUUUAUGUUUCCAUGUUUUGGUACUUUGUGGACAUUGUAUUGACUUUAGAUGUGGAGUGGGACUCCUCUGCAGUGGCCUUAAGUUCAGUGAGCAAUUGUAUCCGAUUGUGAGGAUAAAGGGAUCUAAAGAUGUACUGUACUGUACUGUAAAAAUCUAUAAAUAUAACAUAUUAGACACUGGUGUUUUGUUUUUUUACCUCAUUGGAAUUUUUAUCCUGUUACAAUGUACUCCACUUUUUUAUUACUUAAGAUGUCAACUUUGUAACAGUUUUAUUUAUAAGGAAAUUUGUGUUGAUAAAUAAAUAAUGCCAGAGACAA
Molecule: messenger RNA, 6892 nt
Organism: Zootoca vivipara (common lizard)
Lineage: Eukaryota; Metazoa; Chordata; Lepidosauria; Squamata; Lacertidae
Gene: IFNAR1
Product: interferon alpha and beta receptor subunit 1
Biological process (GO): type I interferon-mediated signaling pathway
Cellular component (GO): plasma membrane
Molecular function (GO): protein binding; type I interferon receptor activity
Source: RefSeq, a predicted model, not a curated record